AUGGCCGGUGACGACCAAAAGGCCGCGUCGAAAGACGCGCCGACGUCAUCCGAGACGGCCAAAGACCGACUCGCCCAAGUCAGCUCGCACAUGGCCCCGAAGACGCCGAAGCGACGAAGACGCAAAGCCGCAGACUCGGAUGCACCCGCAGACUACUCAGACAUCCUCGGACAGAUUGCGACACUCCGAAAGAUCGCCGCGACGCCAGACACGAACAACAGGGGCUACCUGAGGCAGAAGCAGGCGGGAAAGCUAUGGGUGCGGGAGAGGGUGGAACAGCUGCUUGACCCCGGCAGCUUCCAAGAAGUAGGCAGUGUGAGCGGGACAGUCAAAUGGAAGCAACUUGGGCCUGUGAAAGAAGAACCAGAAGAAUAUGUGCCUUCGAACAACGUGCAAGGCUUCGGGCGACUACGAGGUCGAAAGAUUGUAUUCACAGCUGAUGACUUUUCUAUACGCGCCGGACACGCUGAUGGCGCUCUCAUGGAGAAAACGAUAUACAUGGAGAAGCUCGCUAUCGCGCUGAAACUACCCAUUGUCAAACUCGUCGAUGGCUCAUCAGGCGGCGGCUCCGUCACCACCAUCCGCUCUACCGGCUUCUCCUACGUCCCCCCGUUACCUUCCUUCGCACAAGUGGUACAACAACUCAACAUGGGUAUACCAAACCUAGGCGCCGUGGUUGGACCGGCCAUUGGCUUAGGAGCGGCUCGCGUGGUUGCCUGUCACUUUUCUGUCAUGGCCGCCGACAUUGGCUCCUUGUUCAACGCUGGCCCUAGUGUGGUCAAGAACGCGACAUUCGAAGAGGGUCUGUCCUUCACAGAUCUUGGUGGGCCAGCAAUGCAUUGUACCAACGGAACUAUCGAUAACCUGGCACCAGAUGAGGCAGGCUGCUUCGAACAGAUACGAAAAGUUUUGGGCUACUUACCUGAUUGCGGUACGAAGUUACCUCCAGUAAUCGACUGCUCUGAUCCAGUCGACCGAAUGUCGGAAACCCUCCGGUCCAUCAUUCCGCGUUCUAAGAAUCGCAUGUAUAACCCGCGCGCUAUCAUAACCGAAGUCGUGGACCAAGAUUCAUUCUUUGAAAUCGGCGCGCUUUGGGGUACCACAGCCAUUGUUGGCCUGGCACGGUUUGCAGGCAAGCCAGUAGGCAUCGUGUCUCUAAACUGCGAACAGAAUGCUGGCGCGCUGGAUGCAUUGGGGUCGCAGAAGAUCACCCGAAUGCUGAAAUUCCUGGACGUCUUCAACCUUCCACUCAUUCAAUUCGUCGACGUUCCAGGUUACGCAAUAGGAACCGUAGCAGAGCGCACUGCAACCAUGCGGCACGGUGUCACUCUUGCUGCAACCUAUUACAGCACAACCAUGCCCAUCUUCAACGUCAUCGUACGCCGUGUCUACGGUGUAGCAGGAGGCAUCAUGCUAGACUGCCGCGACCCUCGCAUGCGCGUUGCUUGGCCAUCGGGCGUGUGGGGCUCUUUGCCACUCGAGGGUGGCAUUGAGGUCGGGCACUCGUUCGAACUCAAGGAAAUUGAAAGAAAAGAAGGUAAAGACGCGCGGGACAAGCGUUAUACAGAAUUGGAGAACGAGUACAAACGAUUGAUGAAUCCAGUCCGCACAGCGAAUGCGUUCGGUAUCGAGGAGAUUAUAGACCCGGCAUAUACGCGACGAGUACCGAAACCAGGGAUGGCGCCUGUCGGCGCUGCUGCCGCUGCUAGGCAGGCAGAACCAGUAUUGACGCGCAUCGUUGAAGAGGACCAGAUACCGUGGUAUAAGAAGAGAAACUUGCGGAGGCUGUAUGCGCUCUUGUUGCCGACGUGUAUCGGGAUUGAGAUGACGUCUGGCUUUGAUUCGCAGAUGAUCAAUGCGGUGCAGAUUGCACCGACAUGGCAGAUAUACUUCAACGAACCACGAGGAGUGCUUCUCGGCAUAAUUUCUUCAGCAUACAACCUAGGUGCGCUCUGCGCUCUGCCACUAGUGCCGUACGUGAACGAUAGAUUUGGGCGACGAUGGGCAAUCUUCCUAGGCUCCUGGAUCAUGGUUGUCGGGGCGCUAGUUCAAGCUUUCUCAAUCAGCGCUGGCAUGUACAUUGGCGCCAGGUUCAUCAUCGGUUUCGGCAUACCAUUCUGCAUCAUCGCUGGCUCGUCUUUGAUGGGUGAGCUUGCGUACCCAAAGGAGCGGCCGAUCAUGACUUCUCUCUUUAAUGCACUCUGGUUCAUAGGUUCGCUCAUAGCAGCAGGGGUAUCGUAUGGCACACAGAGUCUCAAAGACGACUGGGCCUGGCGCAUACCAUCGCUUCUUCAGGCCGCUCCGUCAUUACUUCAGAUCGUCUUCAUCUUCAUGAUACCCGAAUCACCCCGCUUCCUCAUCUCUAGAGACCUUCGUGAAGAAGCCUACCGCACGCUGAUCAUCUACCAUGCUGAAGGCGACAGCUUUUCGCAUUUUGCUGCUGCUGAAAUGGCACAAAUCGAACACACCAUUCGCAUCGAACUUGAGCACUCGAAGCGCUCCUGGCGCGAGAUGAUCGCUGUUCCUGGUCUACGCAAGCGCGUCAUUAUCGGCUCUUUCCUGGGUCUCUUCACCCAAUGGUCCGGCAAUACCUUGCUGAGUUACUAUCUGAACCAACUGCUGAUCAUGAUUGGGUACGACGAUCCGGGCUUUGUGGGGAGAGUGAACAUCGGACUCAACAGCUGGAACUUGUUCACUGCAGUGUCCUUUUCACUGCUGGUCCGACGCUUUCCACGCCGAAAGAUGUAUCUCAUCUGCGCGACCAGCUUGCUUUGUUGCUAUGUUGCUUGGACGGUCGCUGUGCAUCGUUACACUGCUACGAAGAGCAUCGAGCCAGCGAGGUUGACAAUAGCGAUUAUCUUUUUGUAUCAGGCAUGUUAUAAUAUCGGUUAUAAUGCACUUACCUACACAUUUCUAGUCGAAUUGUUCCCUUUUGCGCAACGUACCAAAGGCAUCACCAUCUUCCAGUUCUUUAGCAGAACAGCAGUCUUCACUACAACCACCCUCAACCCCGUCGGACUGCAACGCAUACAAGGGCGCUGGCUUAUAAUGUACUGCGCUUGCCUAGUAUUUGAAAUCGUCUUCAUUUACUUUAUGUUCCCCGAAACCUAUGGUCGCACAUUGGAAGAACUCGCAUUCCUCUUCGAAGAUCAUGCGCGAGCUGAUGAGGCGACGACGCAUGUCCAGAAGCAGAUGGAAUGGUCGGAGAGAAGGUGGAGUCGGAUAGAGGAGCGGAUGAGUUGGGAGAUGGAUGUCUUGAUCCCAACAGUAGCGCAAAAUGGCCGCAGAGAAGAGACAAGGAACGACAGUAUACUCCAUUCACAAGACGUGAUACGACGACAUGAUCUGAUAAGAUAG
Messenger RNA from Alternaria burnsii, 3357 nucleotides. Its product is annotated as hexose transporter-like protein. The transcript has 9 exons. Gene Ontology annotation, cellular component: membrane. Gene Ontology annotation, molecular function: transmembrane transporter activity; propionyl-CoA carboxylase activity. Lineage: Eukaryota; Fungi; Ascomycota; Dothideomycetes; Pleosporales; Pleosporaceae. Gene Ontology annotation, biological process: transmembrane transport. The record is from RefSeq and is a predicted model, not a curated record. The coding region runs from base 1 to 3357 and encodes 1118 amino acids.